GGUUGCCUCCGAGCGGCGUUCUACUCUCGACUAGCCGAUUCCAACGAAACUCCACUUCGAUUCCGCAACAGAAUUUGGCUAAAAAAAAAAAUAAAAAAAUAAAUACAGUACCGAAAAAAGGAAGUUUCGCGAUCAGGCGGAAAUUAGUCAAGCAAAUAAUUGUUCAAGUGUGAGUGCUCGCGAGUGGAAAGUGGCUUGAAUUCCUCUAAUUGGGAGUGUAUCAAAAUAAGUGGCCAACAUGAUUGAGAGGCGCAGUCAACUGGAUAAGAUCAUCAUCACCGCCAUGGAUCGCUUCGUUUGGUUCGUCCUCCUGGUGGUCAUGUCCCAUCUGGUCACCGAGUUCACCCGCGUCACCGGAUACGCGAGAGGCCAGCGCCACGAGCUGGUGCUGCUGAACGAGACCCUGCUGGCCCCGAUGCCCGUCCAGAACAUGGUGCUCUACCCCAGCCAAGAGUACGGUCAGUACCAGCAGCACUCCUCCUCCCCCUCCUCAUCCUCCAGCGUCGGUGGAUCGAUGAGCAGCCUGCAACAAAACGCGGCCAUGUGGCUGAGCAGCUUGGCGGCGGGAGUGAGUCCGGGAAACGGAGCAACUGCAGCGGGUUCAGCGGUUCCCGGGAGCAAUGCGGCCAUCUUGUCCCUGGGCGAUAGCCAACCGGCUCACACGGCCGAGAACACUUACCCGGUGUUCAGUUUGCGUCCCCUGAUCGACAGCAUUUUCGAGAUUCCGAUUUCGACGCUGCGAGCUGUCAACAAUUUGGUGGGUCGACUGACCGGAGGCUAUCGCCAGGCUCCGACGGAAGUGUCGCAAAAAUCCGUGGCAGCAGGAACGGCGCUGCCUUCCGGCAGACAAGUCCAAAAUCCUACCUUAAAUGCCCAUCCGAGUCCACAUCAAAUGCGCGAGGAGAUGGCGUAAUUUAAGGAUCCUUAGUCCCACUUUAGUCAGUACUUUUGCGUGAAUGUUGUAAUUUCUGUCAGUGUUGAUUUCGAGUGUGUUUUUCGUGUGCAUUUUUACCUUUGUGAUAUACGUGACCUUGUCGUAAGCUUAGCUUAAGGAUAUUUAUGUCCACCCACAAAAAAGUCCCCAAAAAAUAAUAUUAAACAAUAAAUGUAAUUCCUACAAAGAAAAUAUUAUACAU
Molecule: messenger RNA, 1136 nt
Organism: Drosophila ficusphila
Lineage: Eukaryota; Metazoa; Arthropoda; Insecta; Diptera; Drosophilidae
Exons: 4
Coding region: 239-913 (224 amino acids)
Source: RefSeq, a predicted model, not a curated record